AUGAUCAGUCUACUAUCAGUGAACAUUCUUCUAAAGUCUUUGAAAGCUUCAUUGAAGAAUGCUCUGAAACACUCUCUCAAUUUAAAGCUGCUUAAUGAAGCUGGUUCUCUUGAUAAGAAUAUUGAACACUCAGAUAUCUACUGUUUAAGUAAGAUAAUAUCAGAUCAACAGAUAGAGCAUCUCAAGAUAAUACUUGAGAUGAACAAGAGAAAGCAAAGAGUCUUAGAACUUGAACUACAACUGAAAAAACUCUGUCAACAGAGAUUCUCAUUCUUCACAGAUUGA
Messenger RNA from Blastomyces gilchristii SLH14081, 285 nucleotides. RefSeq lists its product as uncharacterized. The record is from RefSeq and is a predicted model, not a curated record. NCBI's taxonomy places the organism in Eukaryota, Fungi, Ascomycota, Eurotiomycetes, Onygenales, Ajellomycetaceae. The transcript is spliced from 2 exons. Bases 1 to 285 code for a protein of 94 amino acids.